This is a messenger RNA of Sphaeroforma arctica JP610, 2977 nucleotides long. RefSeq lists its product as hypothetical. The record is from RefSeq and is a predicted model, not a curated record. The transcript has 2 exons. The coding region runs from base 47 to 2977 and encodes 976 amino acids. Lineage: Eukaryota; Ichthyosporea; Ichthyophonida.
CUCUUUUUUACCAUAUCCACUACUUAUCUAUAGCUAUCGUGCUUGGAUGAGAUACUCUGUACAUUCAAUCAUCUCCCCGGUGUGUAUCAUCAUGAGUGCCCCUUCAAUCGCGGGCGCAGAUUCUCCUUUAUUGUCUGUAAAAAGGUUAGUGGGUGAAAUCGUAGAAGACUGUGAACGGAGAGACUCGAGUACGGUGACACACUUCAACCAAGACGCAAUCUCGCUUUGUGAUGAGCUUCUAGUAGUGCUGAACAACGGCGUGCGUAGUCGCUGGGCGCACAACGGUGCUACUGCCUGGCCAUUCAUAAGUGCAUUGUUAGAUGAUGUCGCUAUCAAACUGGUGAAUGAUAUGCGAGGCGUGGAUGAAGAGAGCGACAAGUGUAAAGCGUGGUUACGGCAGUCCUUGAACGAAUGCUCAUUCAUAGGGUUUCUCAACACCGUGCUGACCAACCAAAGUGAAGCAGAAACCCACUAUGAAUCGGAUGGCUACAUGCGGAAUGUGGAGUUUUUGCAAGACUUAAUCCGGUUUCUACAGCCCCUACUUGAUCUCAGAUUCACAAUUUAUCCUACACAAGCACUCGCACAGGAGAACGCACCAGCCGCAAAGAUAAAGUACCACAAAGAUAAUACUCCCCGGAAGAAACAUAGGGAUUUCUCCGGGCCUACCUUUGCCCUUCCGUCGGCUGGCAUGGAAGACAAUGUAUCCAUCCGGUCGAGCAGUAGCAGACAUUCACGCUCUCGCAAAUCGUCCAGGUCACACCGCAGCAGUCGUGCGAAACUGGAGCCAAGCUACACGGGCACCAGGAGCGAAAAGGGUGACGGUGCGGAAACGAGUAUGAGGAAUAGUACGAUUUUGGAUAGCCGACGAGACAAAGAACAGAAAGGUGAUUCUACCCAGCAAUCGGAUAUUGCUGCUAGAACCCGGGAUUAUACGGCGAAAAGGAUCAAAAGCAACCCAUCACUGACUGACUCGACUGUGCUUACAGCCAUAGCAGACACUAACGAUAACGACAGCAUCGUGGACUUGCAUCUGCGGAGUUUGGCUUAUAAGCGCCCCACUAAAAACAAGCGGAAUAGCCCGGAUGCCGAUAUAGGUUCGACCGACGCCGACAACAAUACAUAUGCAGAUAUUAACAAUAUAUACGCAAAUAUAAAUUUAGAGAAGGGUGUGGGUGCAGGGGUGGAUGUCACAUACGGUGCAGGUGCUAUGGUUGAUCGCUUGCUGACACGAGCCACGAAUAGGAGAGCGAAGGAAGACGUUAGAAUGUCACCAGGCUUAGAGCCUCAAAUAUGUGACUCGGGAACUGAACGCAAGCAGCCAGACACCCGUGAGGAUGAUAAAGAGCUCUCCGACUGUCCUGGAAAUGUGUAUAUGGGAGCGGUUCUAUCAGAUGCUAAAGGCACACAAAAAUCGAGGAUAGAGGGUGGGCAGCAGGAACCGGCCCUACCUGCUAUUCCAAGUGAUAGCGACAGCGAUGUCACACCGUUGCAAUCGCCAAGCACGGACAAUGUGUUCACCAUCCCGAUCUUCCCAAGUCGCGUGAACACCUCCAAUGUUAACUCGAUAAAUGAGAUCAACGAUGCACUCGCGACCUUUCCCAGGCUAUCGGGGACUCCGGACAGCGAUGGCCUCCAUGGGGUUGAGGGUAUGGGCCUAGGUAUGGCUAUGGGGGGGUCGCAGAUGUAUGCACACCCCUAUCCACGCGCACACCUGUCAAUACAGGCCUUGUACAGUCUGGUCACGCAGGAGGAGAAGUGCACGGUGCACCUGCAGAACGUGCUGGUAUCGCCCAUGCUUAUCGCGGCCAUCAGUCGUCUGGCAUCUGAGCCGCAACCACUGGAGGCACACUCGCAACAGCUACGCACAGACGAACAAAGCAGCGCCGCUCUGACAUCUGUGCGGACUGCUAGCUCACAAGCAUCUGAUCCAAUACUGCCAGGAACUGCGCACGAUAUCAGCCGGCGCAGGACGGUCGAUGCUGUGGGGUAUCCAUUGCGUCGUGUGUCGCUUGUACCAUCUGUAGGAAGUGCACACUCAUCGGGCGUGAGGUAUCAGCCACGGGGUACCAAAGGCGAUCGCAGGCGCACAUCAUUAUCGGGAAUUGUGGGGUUCGACAUCAUACCUUUGAGCUCUGUUCAAGACGGACAGGUGGUUCCUGCGGGUAUCACGGCAGAGCUUACGGCCAGGUACAUGACUGAAUUUGGGUGCGAACGGGGCUUGGCGGUGCAAGACUAUGUAUGUGCGGGCACAGGCUGCUCGCGAGGGCUAGGCCCAGGUACUACCAACCAGCCUUGGGUGUGCAAUCUCACAGGGUUGUACUACUGUAAGCCAUGCAUGAGUACUGAUAAACAUAUCAUACCGGCCCGCGUGCUCAUGAACUGGGACUGUCGCCUGUACACAGUAUCGGCGCAUGCCGUUCCCACGCUGAACUUCAUACGCGAGUUGCCCAUCAUUGAUCUGGCACAGGUGAACCCUUUCCUGACAUUCCACGUGCCCGAGCUGAAACGGGCGGCGGAGCUGCGACAGAGGUUGUGUGCGGUGAUCGACUUUGUGCUGACGUGCCGCGUGGAGAAUGCCAGCAAAAUCCUGCGCAAAGUGGGGCCUUUGCAGCUGCAUCUGGUCGAUCCCAAGCAGUUGUAUUCGCUCAAUGAUUUGGUGCUCGCUAAUCACCUACAAUUGGAUACGCUACUGCAUCAACUGUCGCAGUGGUGUGAAAAACACGUGCUGGCAUGCGAUCUCUGCUCACAAAAGGGGAGUUACUGUGAGUUCUGCAGGUCGGAGGAUAUUAUAUACCCAUUCCACCUAGCGGAAACCACCGCUUGUUCAAAGUGCCACUCACUCGCACACACCCACUGCUUCGAUGCUGACGCGUGCCCAAAGUGUCGCAGACUGGAGAAAGUUGGUUUAGCUAAGGCUAAACGGGAGGCCAGGGCUAGAGCUCGCGCCGAGGCCGCAACUGUGGAGCUGAGAGCGUGA